Molecule: messenger RNA, 1203 nt
Organism: Notothenia coriiceps (black rockcod)
Lineage: Eukaryota; Metazoa; Chordata; Actinopteri; Perciformes; Nototheniidae
Product: leukemia inhibitory factor receptor-like
Exons: 8
Cellular component (GO): membrane
Molecular function (GO): protein binding; cytokine receptor activity
Source: RefSeq, a predicted model, not a curated record
GUUUCCUUUACUGUGGCCCUCAGAAUGUGACCCUUCAGCACUCUGGUUGGAUGCUCCUGUUAUCAUGGGAAGACCAGCCUUCAUGCUCUGCAGUACAGGAUGUGCUCAUCUAUCAACUAGUGGUUCUCAGAACAGGCCAACAAGUCCACUAUUUUGGUUUUAAGGAUGAAGUUUCUGUGACAUCCGACCAGAUAGAAUCGACCCACUACUGGAACUGGACUUCCUCUUUGGCCUUGGAGUGUGCUUCCCAUUCAGUCAGGCUCAGGUCCCAGACAAGCCCUUGGAAAGAGCAGACCAUUCCUGGGAAGCAAACCUCGGAAGGGCCAGAGGUUUUUCCAAAGGACGAAUGGUUCAAGGUUGGCAGUACAGUCACUUUCUGCUGCAUUCUGCCUUCAAGGGAAGCCUUCAGCACAAUGUAUCUGACUGGCUAUGAUGGAGCACAACUGAACACUACCAGCAAUCAGACAUAUGCCCUGACCGUCCAUCUGAAUCAAGUGUCAGAAAACAGCUGUACCAAUGUAAUAUGUAAAACAAAAACAAACAAGGAGAAUGGUGCCUGUGUUUAUAUUGGCUACCCACCUCGUUACAGAGACCUUCGGUGUGAAACCCGAGAUUUGGAAUCAGUUGAAUGUCAGUGGACAGUAGAAGGAGGAAAAAGCCGGCCCUUUAAAAAGCCAAAAGAUCCUCAGCUUCUGGGAAGGCCAUGCCCAAUGCCGUCUGAGGGCAGAUGCUCUCAAAAGGUGGAGAAAGUAGGUGUUGGUGAGAGAAACUGGAGAUUGACAGCACAAAAUGAGUUUGGGAAGGCUGAGCUUUCAGACACUGCAGACCUAUCCAAGAGAGUGCAUAUGUUUGCUCCUAAUGGAGUGAAAGCUGUGACUGUGAAUGCCAGAAGUGUCAUCCUGCAGUGGGACUGGACAGUGCAACAGUACAACAUUCUCAAUAUUACUUGCCAAGUACACAUGCGCUGUGGUGAAAUUACCAUUAUUGAAAACUUUGGAGUUGGUCUUAAUUGUGCAGUUUUGAAUGGCUUGAUACCAAAUUGGACGUAUAAUGUGACAGUAAGAUGUGGAACAGCACAAUAUUUCUGGAAAUGGAGUGACUGGAGCAAGAAAGUCCUCUUUCAAACCUAUGGUGAUGUUCCAGAAGCUCUUGAUGUGUGGAUGCAGAUGGAGGGCAACCAAGUAAAGAUUAUCUGGAAAGUAA